AUGGCCCAUGACAACAUCACAUGGAAGAUCUUGGUGUCAGCCUUCCCAGCGAGCCAGCCUUGCAUUCCUAAAUUUCUUGGGGAAAAUGCAAUGGUGUGUGUUUGCAACGCGACGUACUGCGACACACUGGACCCAGUCUCCCUCCCUGACGUGGGCAACUUUCUCAAGUACACAACCAGCAGGGCCGGCCAACGUUUGGAGCGCAGCGUAGGGAAAAUAAGUCCCAGUCGAGGAGCUUCAGGGUUUUUUUACACCUACAAUCCCUACGUUCAACAUCAAUGCAUCAAGGGUUUCGGCGGCUCGCAAACCGAUGCUGCUGCCAUUAACAUCCUAAAGAUGUCUUCUGCAACCCAAAACCACUUGCUCCGGUCUUACUUCUCCGAAGAAGGAAUUGAGUACAAUUUGCUGCGCUGGCCCAUCGGGUGCUCCGACUUUUCCAUGCGGCCGUACAGCUAUGGCGACAGCUGCAAGGAUGACUUUAAACUCCAGUGUUUCAACCUGGCCCCAGAAGACACCACGCUUAGGAUCCCUCUGCUCUACCGUUUCAUGCAACUCUCCAAAAAAUCUCUCUCACUGAUUGCCAGCCCUUGGACCAGUCCUGGCUGGCUAAGGGCCAACAACGAGGUUCAAGGCAAAUCCUGGUUAAAGGGAGAACCAGGCGACCUUUACCACAAGACCUGGGCCCGCUAUCUUAUCAGGUUCCUUGAUGUAUAUUUGAAGCACAACAUCACUUUCUGGGCCUUCACAACUCAGAACGAGCCAAUCACCUCCCUUUUUGUGAACAGGGAAAAAUUCCCCACCAAUUAUGUCUCGGCCAAACAACAGCGUGACUUCAUUGUUAAGGACAUGGGCCCUGCCCUUGCUGCCAGCCGCCACCGAAAUGUCCACCUGGUCAUCCUCGAUGACGGGAGGAUUCACUUGCCUUCAUGGGCCAACGUGGUGCUUGGCAACAGCAGCGCUGCCAAGUUUGUGUCUGGCAUUGGCAUCCAUUGGUACUUUGACUUCAUUGUCCCUCCUGGACCCACUGUAGAAGCCACCAGUCUCCUCUACCCCGAUGUCUUCCUGCUGUACACAGAAUCUUGCAACGGUUUCCUAGACUGGGACGUGAAAGUCGAUCUGGGAAGCUGGAAUCGAGGCGUCUAUUACAGUGAAAAUAUCCUGGCGAAUCUCAACCACUUUGUCACAGGGUGGAUUGACUGGAACUUGGCUCUCGACAUGGAAGGGGGUCCCAACUGGGUAAACAACUUUGUAGAUAGCCCAAUCAUUGUGAACCCCCUUAAAGAUGAAUUCUACAAACAGCCCAUGUUCUACCACAUAGGACAUUUCAGCAAAUUCAUCCCCGAAGGUUCUGUGCGAGUCGCUCUCACUUCCAGCUUCUUCACUGACACCUUCCUGCUAAAAAGUGCAGCUUUCUUGCGGCCCGACGGCAUUGCAGUGGUUGUGGUGUUGAACAAGUCCUUUCUCGGUGUUACUUUGACUAUCUUGGACGAUCAGGUGGGUUAUAUUAAGGACCUUGUGCCAGCUUACUCCAUCCAAACCUACCUGUGGAGACGGCACGUUUGAGGUCCUGAGACUUGGAAGGAAAUUUGCUGGUCGCUGAGGAACAACCGGCUCUG
This is a messenger RNA of Candoia aspera, 1616 nucleotides long. RefSeq names its product lysosomal acid glucosylceramidase-like. Gene Ontology annotation, biological process: glucosylceramide catabolic process. Bases 1 to 1563 code for a protein of 520 amino acids. Lineage: Eukaryota; Metazoa; Chordata; Lepidosauria; Squamata; Candoiidae. The record is from RefSeq and is a predicted model, not a curated record. The transcript has 10 exons. Gene Ontology annotation, molecular function: glucosylceramidase activity.